Molecule: messenger RNA, 3830 nt
Organism: Terrapene triunguis (Three-toed box turtle)
Lineage: Eukaryota; Metazoa; Chordata; Testudines; Emydidae
Gene: RSL24D1
Product: ribosomal L24 domain containing 1
Exons: 6
Coding region: 66-557 (163 amino acids)
Biological process (GO): ribosomal large subunit biogenesis
Cellular component (GO): nucleolus
Source: RefSeq, a predicted model, not a curated record
UCACUUCCUGCGCAGCGCGGCGUGGCCAGGCGGCUGGGUGCCGGGAGGGUUCAGUCGGCAGCAAGAUGCGCAUCGAGAAAUGUUACUUCUGCUCCGGGCCCGUCUACCCGGGACACGGGCUCAUGUUCGUGCGGAACGACUGCAAGGUCUUUAGAUUCUGCAGAUCAAAAUGCCACAAAAACUUUAAAAAGAAACGAAAUCCCAGAAAGGUCAGAUGGACCAAAGCCUUCCGGAAAGCAGCUGGUAAAGAACUAACAGUGGAUAAUUCAUUUGAAUUCGAAAAACGUAGAAACGAGCCACUGAAAUACCAGAGAGAGCUGUGGAGCAAAACUGUUGAUGCAAUGAAGAGAGUGGAAGAGAUCAAACAAAAACGCCAAGCUAAAUUUAUCAUGAACAGACUAAAGAAGAGCAAAGAGCUGCAGAAGGCACAAGACAUCAAAGAAGUCAAGCAAAACAUACACCUUGUUCGGGCUCCACAUGCAGGCAAAGCAAAACGGCUGGAGGAGAAAAUGGUACAGAAAUUGCAAGAGGCUGUAGCUAUGGAAGAAGAGUCCUAAAAACCUUGUCCUUUUUUUCCUUCUAUUUUUACCUCCUCAACUUACUUAGUGUUUUUGACUCUCCUCUUCAGAGUUCUGACUUGUGCAUUAUUGAUUCAUUUGACAUUUGUUCAUUGAAAUGAAAGGUGAUUAAACACACCCUAGAUGCACAUCUUUCUUUUCUGUGUUCUGUUGUGUGUGAAGCACCAGACAUUGUGUUUGAUUAUAUCUUUUAAGGGAAGGUACUCUCAGUUCUUUAUUGGGAGAAAAAUACACUUUACUGAGCAAAAGUUAUUUUGCAAGUCACCCAGUACUGUUUGUAAUUAUAAGAAUGAGGUAAUUGGCAUGAAAUGGCUGUCCUACAGAUAAUGCUUUUGGACAAUACUUUUUGUAAUUCUGUAAUUAUACAAAACCUUAUUAUCAGUGAUGCAUAACAUAAAGCCUUUCAUUUGAGAUAAUAUAUACCUCUUUAUUGUCCAGGGAGGGACAGCGUAAUUACCUUUUUAUCUAGCUAAUAAUUCAAGGUAUAAUUGGCUUCAGUGGCAGGUUUCCUCAGUAGACUUUGGUCCAAGGCUUUUCUAAUUUGGUAUGCCGUACCCCUCCAGUGGUGGGUAAAUUGCACCUUUGCACCUACAAGGGAUGGCAGAAUCACAUUUUGUCUAUAUUUACUGCAGUGGAGCAUUAGCUUUUUACUAUAUCCCACUAGGGGGAAAUAGACUGCUUAAAAUGUAACAACGGAAAGUGUUUUUGUGUGUUUUUUCCUUCCAUGUUUAAAAGAACUCUUCUUGAUUUAGCAUAGUCUAUUAGAGCAACUAACACCGAUGCAAGUUUUACUAUUGUUUGGAGAAGGCUGCCGAUAGAAUGGUGGCUUCCAGUUUGGAGACUGGAACCAUCACCUGUAUAACCACUGGAACUUGAAUCUGUGCCACAAAACCAGGCUAGUUCAAACAUGCAAUAAAUCAAACUUUUUACCAUGUAUAAUGUAACUUAACGCUUUUGUAAUUAUGUUGACAGAAAAGUUGCUUUAAAGUUUAGGUAUGUUGGAUAUUCAUAGUAGUAUUUUCUUCAUCCAAAGUGUUAUCAGUGUUGCACUCAGAUAAAUAACUUUCAAUGGACAACUGUUUACCUACACCAUGAUUAGGGAAGCCUUUCAAAAACACUUUAAGUAUUAUUUACUUCCUUGUCACUGCUAAUUACACUGAAAAAUCAUAAUUUGCAGUUUCAUUCCUGAUAUGAAUAGGAGGUAAAUUCAAUUGGAAAACUACCUUAUUUCAAAAAUGUAUAUACCUGUAUGCUGUUUGUUUUAAAUUAAAAUAGAAUUACAGUUUGUACGUUCAGAAAGAGACUGUGGGGAAUACUGAUGUGCCUGGAUUCAAAAAUGUAGAUCCACUUGAAUUAAAUGUCAAUUUAGAGUAUUCUAAACGCUAACACACUGCUGUUAAAACAUAUUUAAAAUUAUAUAAAUAACAAUUACAGGCGUUUAGGACAUGAAGGUAAAGUUUAAUUGUAAGUUCUGCUAAGUGUGAUACAUAGUGGCCACAUAAACCUAAUGAUCAGUGUUUGGCUGACUGAUAUGAAUUGUAUUUGCUGUGUAAGUGCUGAUUUUUAAUACUGUCUCAAAAUCAUUUGCCAGAUUAGCCAGGAAAUGUAUGCUGAUAGGGUGAAAUCAGUUAGAUGCUAAAAUACACUCCCGAAUGAAGAUGAGUGCUCAGACUCCACCAAGGCAGAGAAUAUUUUCUCUUUGAAAGGUACAAGUGUGUCCAUUUUUGAGCAUUGUGCACAGGCAAGUUAAGUAUCCCUUUAUAUGUGUUUAGAUCUUUAAAAUGCUGCAUUUCUGAUAUCUUUGCCCUAUAUCAAAUAAGAAAUUAAGCAGCUUGUGUAUGUUCAGGGCAACAAAACAGUGAACAUAAUCAAAUACGUUAAAAUAAAAUUGUAAGCUGUAAUUUGAUGCCUGAUCUAAAGUAUAUACUAAUAAAGGGAUUCCAGUUGCACAAAAAUACACUGACCCUGGACUCACCUUUUUGGGAAUUCUUACAGAAACCUGCAGGAAAAGACUGAGAAAACUGGGUGCUAUUGUUUUGAGAGAAAAAGUUCUGCUUUAUGAGGUUUUUAUUCACUCUGGUUUUACCAAAAAGGUUGUAAAUAAGACUAGGCCUUGCUAAAGCUAUUGUCAUUUUUCUCUUAGAAAAUUUGCUUUUGUGACUGAAUCAGGAGAAAGGUAAUUUGUUUUAAUACUGGGCUGAAGAUGAUGGAAUUGCUUCCCAAGAUGACAGGUACUGCAAGGACUCUGGCUGCAGUCACUGCAAGAGCCUCAAGGGCUCUGGUAAGUCCUAGUUAUAAACAAGAAAAGGAUUUAAACCCUAUCUUGUCUGGUACAGCAACACUUAAAGCAGAGAUUCAUUUUAUUAGUUGGAUUACAGAUCUGUGACUAUUUCUGUACUGUUUUUAAAAAGGAAAUUCUGAUUCUCUUUAGAUACACAAACAAAGCUAGUUUUCUGUGGGCCAGACUUUAGUUUUUCAAUUUGAUAUCUGCCAUAACAAUGAACUUGCACUAGAAAAAAUUGUUAAUGGAAAAAGGACAUCACAGGUUAGAUGUAAUACUUCAGUUAUUGUAACACUGUAGAGCUUAAUUUUAUGGAGCAUUUCUAUUCAGAGUGCAUCAGGCCAUAUUGGCGACUUGCAAGUUGGACCUAAUUCAUGAUAGGUGAUGGAUAGUGUGGAGUUUUUUCAGGGUGCACUUAAGCUCAGAUUUUGCUUCCUUCUUGUACAGGUAUAAAGAACAUCUGAAAAUGGAACUAGUGUAGUUUUGUGCUGGGAGUGAAGGGGAGGUGCUAGGAGCCCCUGCUGUUGCACAGGGAUUCCCAAUAUAGCAGUGUGCAGCAGCAGUUUAGGGGCAGUCCAACCUUAUAUGUGGUGCAUUAGGGCAGAGGAUUUUUUUUAGACUUUAGAUUCUGCUUUAGCUCUGUGCAUUGGGAAAGUUGAUUCUCCCACCCCCUUCUCACUUUGCCUGAGAUGCUUGAGAACAAGUUUGGUACCUUAUUGAAUAAAAUUUGAGAUUCCAAAAGGAUACAUUUCUAAAAGCCUCCUCUCUUUCUCCUCCCCCCCAUCCUAAACUUAAAAGGAUUCAUGAAAGAAAGCUAUUAAAGAACCUUGGCUUCAAACUCCAGAUAUCUGAACAUACUGGUGUAAAUUCAUUAAAUAAUGGUAUUGCCAGGGAUCUGUAGGCAUAUACAGCAUGUGUAUUCGGAAAUAGCUCACACAGCUUGCAGGGUAGAGCCUGCUUUAAUGAGAGAA